Messenger RNA from Prunus armeniaca (apricot), 4056 nucleotides. The record is from the annotation of a GenBank genome assembly. Lineage: Eukaryota; Viridiplantae; Streptophyta; Magnoliopsida; Rosales; Rosaceae.
AUGCAAUGCCCAGUAGUUUUAUUCAAAUUGCCGUAUUUGCCCACGUCACGACUCUCACUACACUCAUCAUUUCUCUCACUCAUCAUUAGACCCACAAAGCUCAGCACAGCAAGAAGACCGAGAGAGACUAGAAGCAGCAUCGGUAGAGAUAGGGCAAUGCCUUGUUCUGCAAUUGGUGGCGCUGGUGGAGGUGGUGGUGAGGCUAACGGUUCUCUGCCCAAUUUCAAACUGAACGAGUCCACGUUCUUGGCCUCCCUCAUGCCGAAGAAAGAGAUUGGCGCCGAUCGCUUCAUCGAGGCUCAUCCCAAUUACGAUGGCCGUGGCGCCCUCAUCGCUAUCUUCGAUUCUGGAGUGGACCCUGCUGCUUCUGGAUUACAAGUUACAUCAGAUGGAAAGCCGAAAAUCCUAGAUGUUCUUGAUUGUACUGGGAGUGGUGAUGUCGAUACUUCAAAGGUAGUGAAGGCCGAUGAAAACGGUUCUAUUCGUGGAGCUUCCGGAGCAUCUCUGGUUGUCGACUCCUCAUGGAAAAAUCCUUCUGGUGAAUGGCAUGUGGGUUAUAAAUUGGUAUACGAGUUGUUUACAGAUACAUUGACUUCUCGCUUGAAGAAAGAAAGAAGAAAAAAAUGGGAUGAACAAAACCAAGAAGAAAUUGCCAAGGCUCUUAAGGAUCUUCAUGAAUUUGACCAGAAACACAGUAAAGUGGAUGAUGCUAACUCGAAAAGGGCUCGGGAGGAACUGCAAAAUAGAGUUGAUUACCUACAAAAGCAAGCUGAUACCUAUGAUGACAAAGGCCCUGUCAUAGAUGCUGUUGUAUGGCAUAAUGGAGAAGUAUGGAGGGUUGCCCUUGACACACAGACUCUUGAGGAUAACCCAGAUUGUGGAAAACUUGCAGACUUUGUGCCCCUAACUAAUUAUAGGAUAGAACGAAAAUACGGUGUUUUUAGCAAAUUAGAUGCCUGUACAUUUGUUGUUAAUGUUUAUGAUGAAGGGAAUAUCGUAAGUAUUGUGACAGAUAGCUCUCCCCAUGGCACUCAUGUUGCUGGUAUUGCUACUGCUUUCCACCCAAAGGAGCCCCUGUUGAAUGGAGUUGCACCUGGAGCACAACUAAUAUCUUGUAAAAUUGGAGACUCGCGCUUAGGUUCAAUGGAGACAGGAACUGGUUUGACUCGAGCCUUGAUUGCUGCUGUGGAGCAUAAGUGUGAUUUGAUCAACAUGAGUUAUGGAGAACCUACUUUACUGCCAGACUAUGGGCGCUUUGUUGACCUCGUUAAUGAAGCCGUGAACAAGCACCGUCUAAUAUUUGUGAGUAGUGCUGGCAAUAGUGGGCCAGCACUGAGCACUGUUGGAGCACCUGGUGGUACCACAUCAAGCAUUAUAGGAGUUGGUGCAUACGUCUCUCCAGCAAUGGCUGCUGGUGCUCAUUGUGUAGUUGAAGCCCCUGGUGAAGGGCUUGAGUACACUUGGUCUAGCCGUGGACCGACCGCCGAUGGAGAUCUUGGUGUCUGUAUAAGUGCUCCUGGUGCGGCUGUUGCUCCUGUUCCUACAUGGACUCUUCAACAACGCAUGCUCAUGAAUGGAACAUCAAUGGCAUCUCCAUCUGCUUGUGGAGGAAUUGCUUUGCUCAUAAGUGCAUUGAAGGCUGAAGGUAUUCCUGUGAGUCCAUAUAGUGUAAGGAAGGCUCUUGAAAAUACAUCUGUUCCGAUAGGCAGUCUACCAGAAGAUAAACUAUCAACUGGAGUAGGGCUUAUGCAAGUUGACAAGGCACAUGAAUAUCUAAGGCAGACCCGGGGUGUACCAUGUGUUUGGUAUCAGAUAAAGAUAAAUCAAUCUAGUAAACCAAUGCCUACAUCACGAGGAAUAUACUUAAGGGAGGCUAGUGCUUUACAACAAUCUACUGAGUGGACAGUGCUAGUUGAACCAAAAUUUCACGAAGGUGCAAGUAAUUUAGAAGAAUUGGUUCCUUUUGAGGAGUGCAUCGAGUUACAUUCCAGUGAGAAGGCAGUUGUGAGGGCUCCUGAUUAUCUCCUUCUUACUCAUAAUGGGCGUAGCUUCAACAUAGUUGUGGAUCCCACCAAACUUAGUGAAGGUCUACACUAUUAUGAACUACAUGGUGUUGAUUGCAAUGCACCAUGGCGCGGCCCUCUUUUCAGAAUCCCUGUUACUAUAACAAAGCCUAUGGCUGUGAUAAAUCGACCUCCAUUUUCUAAGAUGUCAUUUUUGCCAGGCCACAUAGAAAGGAGAUUUAUAGAAGUACCUCUUGGUGCUACAUGGGUUGAAGCAACCAUGCAAACAUCAGGAUUUGAUACAGCACGAAGAUUUUUUAUUGACUCUCUUCAGCUUUGUCCCCUGCAAAGACCUCGUAAAUGGGAGAGUGUUGUAACAUUCUCUUCUCCGGGUUCCAAAAGCUUUUCAUUUCCUGUUGUGGGUGGUCAGACAAUGGAAUUAGCUAUUGCUCAAUUUUGGUCGAGUGGGAUAGGAAGUCAUGAAACAACUAUUGUGGAUUUUGAGAUUGUAUUUCAUGGGAUUAACAUUAAUAAAGAUGAAGUAGUACUUGAUGGAAGUGAAGCACCGAUCAGAAUUGAAGCUGAAGCUCUACUGGCUUCUGAGGAACUUGCACCGGCUGCUAUUCUAAACAAGAUAAGAAUUCCAUAUCGGCCGGUUGAGUCUAAACUUUUUACUCUGCCAACAGAUCGUGACAAACUACCCUCAGAAAAACGUAUUCUGGCACUUACUUUAACUUACAAGUUCAAAUUGGAAGACGGAGCUGAAGUAAAGCCUCAAGUUCCACUACUUAACAAUCGCGUGUACGACACUAAAUUUGAGUCUCAAUUUUAUAUGAUCUCUGAUGCAAACAAGCGUGUAUAUGCAAUGGGUGACACUUAUCCAAGUUCUUCAAAACUGCCCAAGGGUGAAUACAAUUUACGGCUAUAUUUGAGACACGACAAUGUGCAAUAUUUGGAAAAGUUGAAGCAGCUGGUGUUGUUCAUUGAGAGGAAGUUGGAAGAGAAGGAUGUAAUCCGAUUGAGCUUUUUCUCCCAACCUGAUGGCUCUUUGAUGGGAAACGGUUCUUAUAGGUCCUCCAUUUUAGUUCCAGGGAAGAAAGAAGCAAUCUAUUUGGGUCCACCAUCCAAAGACAAAAUCCCAAAGUUUUCUCCACAAGGAUCUGUUUUACUAGGAGCAAUCUCAUAUGGGAAGUUAUCAUAUGUUGAAAAGGGAGAGGGGAAAAAUCCACUGAAGAACCCUGUGUCUUAUCAGAUAUCAUAUAUAGUGCCACCAAAUAAGCUGGACGAGGACAAAGGAAAAGGUUCUUCUGCUUCAACUAAGGGUAUAUCUGAGCGAUUAGAUGAAGAGGUUCGAGAUGCAAAGAUUAAAGUUCUUGCAAGCCUGAAACAAGACACUGAUGAAGAAUUCUCAGAGUGGAAAAAAUUAUCUUCCUCUCUCAAGUCUGAAUACCCUAAAUACACUCCAUUGCUUGCGAAGAUAUUGGAAGGUUUGGUUUCUCAAAGCAUUAUUGAGGACAAAGUCCUCCAUGAAAAAGAGGUUAUUGAUGCAGCAAAUGAGGUGGUUGACAGUGUUGACAAAGAUGAGCUAGCAAAAUUUUUUGCACUCAGAAGUGAUCCUGAUGAUGAAGAGGCAGAGAAAAUUAAAAAGAAGAUGGAGACAACCCGUGAUCAGUUAGCAGAGGCGUUGUACCAAAAAGGACUAGCACUUGCAGAGAUUGAAUCGUUGCAGGGUGAUAAGCCCCCUAAGGCUGAAGAAGGGGCAGAAAAGACUAAAGAUUUGUUUGAAGAUAACUUCAAAGAACUUAAAAAUUGGGUCGAAGUGAAGUCCUCUAAAUUUGGAACCCUCUUAGUACGUCGUGAGAGACGUUGUAAAAGGCUUGGAACAGCGUUGAAGGCUUUGAAUGACAUAAUCCAAGACGAUGGAGAGCCUCCCAAGAAGAAGUUUUAUGAAUUGAAGAUCUCCCUGCUUGAUGAGAUUGGUUGGAAACACUUGGUGACACAUGAGAAACAAUGGAUGCAUGUCCGCUUUCCAGCAAAUUUACCUCUUUUCUAG